Messenger RNA from Meloidogyne enterolobii, 420 nucleotides. NCBI's taxonomy places the organism in Eukaryota, Metazoa, Nematoda, Chromadorea, Rhabditida, Meloidogynidae. The record is from the annotation of a GenBank genome assembly.
AUGAGGUCUGGAAUGAGAUUAAUUUCUAAUCAGAUAAUAUCAUUUUGCGAUAAUAUAAGCAAUAUUAUAAAAGGUGAUUUAAGUAUUGAUGAAAAUGGAGUGUCAUCUAGCUUCACUCACGCCUUUGCAGUACUCAUAAUAAAUUCAGAUUACAAGUCGGAAAGCGUUUCAGAAUUUUCGAAUGAAUUUUUUAAUAAAUGCAUAGGUGAAAGUAAGGAUUUUCAAGAAACGCAGAAAAGGAAGGCGAAAUUGCAGAGAUCUAUUACGAUUGUUGGCGAAUCUAAAGGAUUAGAACUUCCUGAAUACAUCAAAAGAAUGUUAAUUAUAACCGGAUUGGCAGGAAAAAAGAAGUACAGAGAGGACCUUGCAAACCGUAUGAAGCAUUUCAUUGAGAAGGAUAAUAUGAGUAAUAAAUUUUAA